Messenger RNA from Melitaea cinxia (Glanville fritillary), 1038 nucleotides. RefSeq lists its product as uncharacterized. The coding region runs from base 1 to 1038 and encodes 345 amino acids. The transcript has a single exon. The record is from RefSeq and is a predicted model, not a curated record. Lineage: Eukaryota; Metazoa; Arthropoda; Insecta; Lepidoptera; Nymphalidae.
AUGCCUAUCACUAAGCAUAUUUGGGGAUGCUGUGAGGAUAAUAACGAUUCGGGUGACCAUCUUGAAUGUGUGGUAUGCACGAAAUCUUAUCAUUUGGAUUGCUUGUCUACCGAUGUAAACUUGAGAGAUUCGCCUGAUUGGGAGUGCCCAUUGUGCAUUACUCAGCGGCCAAAAAGCAACAACAAUGAUAACACCCCAGUGCGCUUUAAUCCUAAUGUCACAGUACGUGCUUCUAAGAGGCAGGCGCUGCAAUCACCCCCAUCAACAACACUAUCAGCCAGUGAUUUCCGAAACAUGUUUCAAGAGUACACACUAAAAAUAUCUUCUAAAAUCGAUUCACUGUCUACAUCUAUUGGCGCCGAACUUAAGUCAGUGAAGGAAGAGAUGUCGGAUAUGAGAAACUCUAUGGACUUCAUGAACGCUAAGUUUGAAUCACUGCUUAAAGAACAUGAAGAAACCAAGAAGGUCAUGGUCGAACUACAAAAAGAAAAUAGUGUGUUGCAGUCGAACGUUGGGGAUCUUAAUGCGCGUAUUAAUACCCUCGAACAAAACGCGCGAUCUGCCAACGUUGAAAUACAAUGUGUGCCCGAACGAAAAUCAGAAAAUUUAGUCCAUAUGGUGACUCAACUGGGUGCAGUGGUCGGGUGUGCUGUCUCGCAGGAACAAAUAGCACAUUGUAGUCGUAUCGCUAAAACAAAACCCAAUAGUUCGAGACCGAAAUCGGUUGUAGUUCAGUUCGCUAGCAGGAAAAUUCGCGAUGAGUUUCUAGCUGCGUCGAUAAACUUCAACCGUGGAAAGCCAAAAGAAGAAAAGCUCAACAGCUCACACCUUGGCUUCAAUGGCGAAAAAACUGCGAUAUACAUCGUUGACCAUCUGUCCCCCAUGAAUAAGACGCUACACGCUGCCGCCAGGUCGACUGCCAAAGAGAAGGGCUACAAACACGUAUGGGUCAGAAAUGGUCGUAUUUUUAUGAGAAAGACGGAUGGCUCCGAUUAUAUACUUGUACGCGAUUUAGACUCAUUGAAUAACCUUAAAUAG